GACUAACUCCUAUGACUCUAAUCAAAAUUUCACCUUCGAGCUGGACGGUUUCCAAAUAUUUGGUAGGACCGCGGUAGAAAUAAAUUCGUGAGCCGUUGACUAUUUUUGUGGUAAUGCUGGAGUUUAUAAAAACAAAGAGAAAAUUUUCUUAGAAGAACCCGGUUUUCUACUUAUUGUGUUUAAUUCCCAUCGGUAAAUUCAACAAUUAAGAUGAAAACGUUAAAGAUUAGCGAAACGAAUGGUGUGUCGAAGAAGGAUCCUUUGGAUAUUGGCAACGAAGUGUACAUUAGCCGGAAAGAUGACGGAUUUUUCGACUAUGAAAAUAAAGAGGUUCUCAAAUCAGAGAAAAAAGAGGACCAAGUACCGCCGAUAUCUUUCUUCAAAUUAUACAGAUACUCAUCAUGGAAGGACAAACUGCUGAUAUUACUGGGCAUAUGUUGUGGGAUAGCUACUGGUUUGACAGCGCCCGCGAAUUCUUUAAUUUUUGGAAAUUUAGCGGAUGCGAUGAUCCUCCAGGGUGCUGCAAUGGGUCAAAACGACACCAGUGCAAAUUCGACGGACAUAUUUCUGGACUCAAUCAAUGAGUUCGCUUCGAACAAUGCAAUAUUAGGCGCAGUUAUGUUGAUUUGCAGUUAUAUAUCUGUCACAUUCUUUAAUUACGCUGCACAUAGUCAGAUAUUCAGAAUAAGAGGGUUGUAUCUAAAAUCAGCCCUAAAUCAGGACAUUUCUUGGUAUGACUUCAAUCAAAGUGGAGAGUUUGCCAGUCGAAUGAAUGAGGAUCUCUCCAAACUUGGUGAUGGACUUGGCGAAAAAGUUGUAAUGUUCGUUCACUUUAUAGUGGCUUUUGUUGGAUCAAUAACAUUAGCUUUCGUCAAAGGAUGGGAGUUAGCCUUAGUUUGCCUUAGUAGUUUACCUGUCACAUUUAUCUCAAUAGGGUUAGUCGGAAUUUGCACAGGAAAAUUGGCUAAAAAGGAAAUGGAUGCUUAUGGCAGAGCAGGCGCUAUUGCUGAGGAAGUGUUUAGUGCGGUUCGAACAGUAAUUGCCUUCGGUGGUCAAAAUAAAGAGGUGGAGCGGUAUAGAUCCAACUUGGUAGAUGCUACAAAAAUAAAUAUACAAAAGGGAUUUUUCUCUGGACUUGGUUUUGGCCUUUUAUGGUUCUUUAUCUAUGGGUCAUACGCUCUUGCGUUUUGGUACGGUGUAGGGUUAGUUAUCGAACAAAAAUACUGGAACCCUAGCGACAUGGUAUACACCCCAGGUGUCAUGAUAACAGUAUUUUUCUCUGUGAUGAUGGGUUCAAUGAACUUGGGUAUGGCUUCACCUUAUAUCGAAGCAUUUGGCAUUGCUAAAGGUGCUGGUGCUAAAGUUUUCAAUUUAAUAGAACAAGUGCCUACAAUCGAUCCUCUCAAUGCAAAAGGAUUGAGACCUCUACGAGCUUUAGGAAAUAUUUCAUUUAAAAACGUAUUUUUCCAAUAUCCAACCCGUCCAGACGUCAAGGUUCUCGAAGGAUUAAAUCUGUCAAUUAAAAGAGGUGAAACUGUCGCCUUAGUAGGAUCAUCAGGUUGUGGCAAAUCUACUUGUAUACAGCUUAUCCAAAGAUUUUAUGAUCCAAUAAGUGGUGAAAUCACAUUGGACGAAACAAACAUUAAGGAUCUAGACGUCAACUGGCUGCGAGAAAGGAUAGGUGUCGUUGGACAAGAACCUGUACUAUUUGGUACUACAGUAUAUGAAAAUAUUCGAUAUGGCAAGGAAGAUGCGACUAAGGAAGAAAUCGAAAUAGCCGCGAAAGCAGCAAAUGCUCACGUGUUCAUUAAGAAGCUACCUAAUGGGUACGAAACUCCGGUUGGAGAACGUGGAGCUCAACUCUCAGGUGGACAGAAACAGCGUAUUGCAAUUGCGCGUGCCUUGGUGCGAAACCCCGAUAUAUUACUGCUCGAUGAAGCCACAUCCGCUUUGGAUACAGCGAGUGAAGCUAAGGUUCAAGCAGCACUGGAGAAGGCUAGCGAAGGUCGUACUACAAUAAUCGUCGCCCACCGUUUAUCGACUAUCCGAAAUGCUGAUAGGAUUUUCGUUAUCCAAAAUGGAGUUGUUGUCGAAGUAGGAGAUCAUUACGAAUUGAUGCAGAAAGAAGGACACUAUUAUAACCUAGUUACAACACAGAUUGGCGAGGAAGAUCAAAAAGCAAGCACACCUGUUCGAUCGAAUUCCCUUGUACCUGAAAUUGACGAAGACGAGAUGGAAAUUGAAAUGGAAACCCCUGAACAAACUGAUGUUGAACUAGAAAAUGAAAAAGAAGCUUCAAUCUCAAUGUUCACUAUCAUAAAAUGGAACGAGAAGGAAAAGUUCUACAUUUUAACCGGAACACUCUCAUCGAUCGUUAUGGGUGUUGCAAUGCCGAUCUUUGCAGUAUUAUUUGGUGAAAUUUUAGGGGUGCUAUCAGCAAAGGAUGAUGAUUACAUUCGAUCAGAAACGAAUAUUUACUGUCUGUAUUUUGUAAUAGCCGGUAUAGCUGUAGGAACAGCAACAUUUCUACAAAUAUCCACAUUUAGUGUAGCUGGUGAACGUCUUACUGAAAGGAUACGUGAUAUGGCAUUUUGUGCAAUGCUACGACAAGAAGUGGGAUGGUUCGAUAAUAAGUCAAAUGGAACAGGGACACUAUGCGCUCGAUUAUCCAGUGAUUCGGCGGCUGUACAAGGGGCAACAGGACAGAGAAUUGGAACCAUAUUCCAGUCAGUUGCUACCCUUGUACUCGGUGUUGGUUUAUCUAUGUACUACGAAUGGAGAUUGGGUUUAUUAGCACUAGUUUUCACACCAUUCAUUUUAAUUGCGACGUAUUUGCAACGUAAAGUUAUGGUUUCAGAAAACUUGGGAACCAGAAAGUCAAUGGAAGCUUCUACAAAGUUGGCCGUUGAAGUUGUGUCCAGUAUUCGAACUGUCGUAUCACUUGGUCGUGAGAAAAUGUUCCAUGAUCAAUAUAUAGCCCUCCUAAAACCCGCUGUUGACAAAGCAAAAAUAAACACCCAUUUCCGUGGUUUUGUUUUCGGAUUAGCCAGAUCACUUAUGUUCUUUGCCUUUGCGGCCUGCAUGUUCUAUGGUGGACACUUAGUUGUCAAUGAUGGGAUUCCUUAUGUAAAUGUUUUCAAGGUCUCACAAGCACUUAUUAUGGGCACAGUUUCUAUCGGUAAUGCCUUGGCUUUCGCUCCUAAUUUCCAAAAGGGAUUGCAGGCGGCAGCGAAAUUUUACGCUUUAUUCAACCGCGUUCCACUUGUGACUGACAGUGCUGCCGUCAACCCAGACAAGCAUGUUGAACUUCAGGGAAAUAUUUUCUACAAGGAGGUUACCUUCACUUACCCCACUCGCCCAAACAUAGAAGUAUUACGUGGUCUAACACUACCUGUAUCAAAAGGACAAACAAUUGCGCUGGUUGGACCUUCAGGAUGCGGAAAGUCAACAUGCAUUCAACUAUUGGAGCGUUUCUACGAUGUCACAGGAGGAUCAGUAAACGUUGAUGAACAUGAUGUCCGCUCAAUCACAAUGGCUAAUCUUCGGUCAUAUUUGGGAAUCGUAUCGCAGGAGCCUUCUUUGUUUGAUCGUACUAUAGCCGAAAAUAUAGCAUACGGAGACAAUUCUAGACAUGUGACUGAGGAAGAAGUCAUUCAAGCAGCCAAAAAGGCCAAUAUUCACAACUUUAUAUCAACAUUGCCACUGGGAUAUGAGACAAGAUUGGGAGAAAAGGGCACUCAGCUCUCCGGAGGUCAAAAACAACGUGUUGCUAUAGCACGAGCUCUCGUCCGAAACCCGAGAAUAUUGCUCCUUGAUGAAGCCACCUCAGCUUUGGAUGCAGAAAGUGAGAAGGUCGUUCAAGAAGCUCUUGAUGCGGCGCGCGAAGGACGGACAUGUAUAUCAAUUGCCCAUCGGUUAUCUACAAUUGUAGAUUCGGAUGUGAUAUUCGUUAUAGAUGGUGGUGUUGUCACCGAAAGUGGAACUCAUAAAGAACUUUUGGCUAAACGAGGAAUGUACUAUCAAUUGUACAAAUUGCAGUCGGGUGCCAGAUAACAUGGUACCUUCACGACCCUCAGAUCAACUGGUUAGCUCAUUCGUCAGAUUAUCGAAACUAUCGUUGCCUUCUUCUAGUAAUACAAGUACAGGCCGCAUGUAUUUUCUUAAAGUUAGCCAUUUUACUACACUAGCGUUUUAUGUAUAUUUCGUGUCUGUUGAUAUUUAAAAUCAAAACGUACAAAAUAAAAUUAUUUUUAAAAAUUA
Molecule: messenger RNA, 4260 nt
Organism: Hermetia illucens (black soldier fly)
Lineage: Eukaryota; Metazoa; Arthropoda; Insecta; Diptera; Stratiomyidae
Gene: Mdr50
Product: ATP-dependent translocase ABCB1
Exons: 21
Coding region: 211-4053 (1280 amino acids)
Biological process (GO): transmembrane transport
Cellular component (GO): membrane
Molecular function (GO): ABC-type transporter activity; ATP binding; ATP hydrolysis activity
Source: RefSeq, a predicted model, not a curated record